AUGAUGUUCGGAAAUGGAAGUGGUUGGAGUAAAACCUUUCAAACCGAGGGUAAAUUGUACUUGAUAUUGGACUUUCUACGAGGUGGCGACCUAUUCACACGGCUAUCCAAAGAGGUAAUGUUCACUGAAGAGGACGUGAAAUUUUACUUAGCCGAGUUGACUCUAGCCUUAGAGCACCUACAUUCGCUAGGAAUUGUGUAUAGAGAUUUGAAGCCGGAGAACAUACUACUAGAUGCCGAUGGUCACAUUAAAGUUACCGAUUUCGGUCUUAGUAAAGAAUCGAUUGAUAACGAGAAAAAGACCUAUAGUUUUUGCGAGGUGAUAAAUCGACGUGGUCACUCAUGUGCUGCUGAUUUUUGGUCACUUGGAGUUUUGAUGGUGAGUUUCAAGUUAAGUUAAAU
Messenger RNA from Strongylus vulgaris, 401 nucleotides. NCBI's taxonomy places the organism in Eukaryota, Metazoa, Nematoda, Chromadorea, Rhabditida, Strongylidae. The record is from the annotation of a GenBank genome assembly.